Messenger RNA from Anguilla rostrata (American eel), 1834 nucleotides. RefSeq lists its product as uncharacterized. NCBI's taxonomy places the organism in Eukaryota, Metazoa, Chordata, Actinopteri, Anguilliformes, Anguillidae. Bases 936 to 1643 code for a protein of 235 amino acids. Gene Ontology annotation, cellular component: plasma membrane. The record is from RefSeq and is a predicted model, not a curated record. Gene Ontology annotation, biological process: cell surface receptor signaling pathway. The transcript is spliced from 3 exons.
CUUGUAGUGAUGUCAUAUCCUGUCUCUUUUUCUCUUCAAGAGAGCUCUACCAAGGUAGCAUUGCAUGUUUUCUCUCUCUUGUGCUAAGACUGUCCACUUUCUGUCCACCUCAUGUCCUGUGGUUCUGGUUGACAGUUGGAAAUCUUGAAUGUAAGAUAACAGGAAGCCAAAAAAGUGAAGUUUUAAAUCCAAUUUGUCGUGUGUCUCAGUCAGUCACGACAUCAAACAUCUUUCUCCCAUGUAUUCAGCUAUGACUAAUUCCAAUAAUUGUUUGCUGACUGUAUUUUGCGUAGUUGUCUUUAAAAUAUGAGGAUCUUUAAAAUAUGUACAAUGCAAUCCAAAAUGAAAGGAGUUCAUUAGCUUCUUAAUUACUGUUGCAUUGCUGUCUCAUUCCCCAUUUGAUGUCUUAUAACUCGUUUGUCUACUGUCUUGUGUAUCUUUGUGCUUUAUGUCAGGACCCCUUGCAAAAGAGAUUUCAAUCUCAAUGGGGUUUUCCUUGUUUAAAAAAAAAGGCGAAUAUACUUCAUGACAUAGAGUAAAAAUGCCACAACACACACAGCAAAUCUAAACGGUUCCAGAAUGUACCAGUAGAGGGAGACUAAAUGAAACAAACAAACCGUCUACUGUGAAAAAAUAAAAUGUCUGUCAUCUUUGACAAAUGUUGUGUCGUCAGAGUUUCCUGCCUUUUACCUCUGGAGAGCCUAGUCUCACUCACUAGUUUUGGUUCUGUGCUGCCCUCCCCUAUUCUGCACUGGCUAGUUAAGAUUUUACAAACAUUGGCUCGCUCCAGCUUUUUUUUCCCCCCCAUAAACUGCCUAGCAACACAUUUCGCUUGUUUGCGUGAAGGAAGGCAUUUAAUGCUCUGUGGCGGCAGUGUAAUUUGAAACAGAAAAUAAACGGAGGUAGCUUGCUUGCGGCGCUAGGUUCCCGCCAUCAUGAUCGGACUCCCCAUCGGCUGCAUUGUCACUCUACUCUGGCUCACAGACCCUUCCCUGUGCAGCAAGGUUUCCCAAAGCCCUGCUCACCUGGCCCAACAGGUGGGAGAAUCCGCUCAGCUUCAGUGCUCACACAGAAUUGCGGGAUACGAUCGUCUUCUCUGGUACCUGCAGUCUGGAAAUGGAGUUUUCACGUUCCUUGGGUAUAUGAAUUUGAACUUUGGGUACCCAGAGGAUCAGUAUAAAGGAAAAUUUUCACUCCAAGGUCAGUUGGUCAGAGGCGGUGUUCAACAGUACCCCUCAUCCCUUCUCCAACGGUCCGGAGAGCCCGCUACUCUCCACUGCUCACACAACAUCUCCAGCUACAACAUGAUACUCUGGUACCGCCAGCCCAGGGGAGCUGGGACUCUGGAGCUCCUCGGAUAUAUUUACCAUGACAACAAGAACGUGGAGCCCCCGAUGGAGACAAGACUCAAACUCGAAGGAGAUGGAAAAAAGUCGGGAACCAUGACGAUCUCCAACGUCACGUCAGCGGACGGCGAUGCGGUGUACUUCUGCGCAGCCAGUGAAACACAGCACCACAUCGUCCCUCUCGCCUCUACAAAAACCCUCUCGUGUUCAGAAAUCCACCAGCAGGGUGCAGCAGAAAUGUUUUUUUUUAAUUUUUUUUUAAUCAAUUUAAAAAUUUUAGUGAAUUAUCUUUAUUAAUUUUCUGAGCAAUGAACUUGCUUUCCCCGUUCUUUUUUUUUUUUUUUCAUUUUUGUCUUUUCAUUUUUUGUCAUCAAUUUUUAUGAAGAUUUUAUGAUGUCACUUCCUGCCCUCCCCAUCCCUGAGAGUGCACGUAAGGCCACACUGUUCUCCUUUUACUAUGUUCCCUCACCAGCACUGAGUCAACAUGA